Aspergillus candidus is the source of this 634-nucleotide messenger RNA. RefSeq names its product nuclear transport factor 2 family protein. The coding region runs from base 42 to 515 and encodes 157 amino acids. The transcript has 2 exons. NCBI's taxonomy places the organism in Eukaryota, Fungi, Ascomycota, Eurotiomycetes, Eurotiales, Aspergillaceae. The record is from RefSeq and is a predicted model, not a curated record.
GUCAAACUAAGAAACAAGUCGACCGAUCUGCAGCUACCAAGAUGGCCGAUAUCAAACCACCCUUCACGGAAGAAACUGCCAAGAAGAAGGUGAAAGCCGCCCAGGAUCUAUGGAAUACACAAGAUCCCUGUCGUAUCGCACAAGCCUACACACCCACCAGCAUCUGGCGCAACCGCACCUCAUUCCUCACCGGAACAGACGAGAUCACCGCCUUUCUGACGGCUAAAUGGAAGCGCGAGCGCAACUACAGACUUCGCAAGGAGCUGUUCUCCUUCAACGAUGACCGCAUCGCGGUGCAGUUCUGGUAUGAGUAUCAAGACGCCGAGGAUGGAAUGCGGUGGAAGAGGUGUUAUGGGCUUGAGGAUUGGACAUUUGAGAGGGAGACGGGGAAGAUGCGGAAGAGGAUGAUGAGCGGGAAUGAUGUGCUAAUUGGGGUGGAUGGGGAUGGGGUGGGGAGGUGGUUUGUUGAUGGGGUUGAUGUUGAGGAUGUGGGGAUUGGGGAGGAGCAUUGGUGAGUUAGUAGACUGGGGAUAUGGUGCAAGGGCUGCGGUUACGGGUACGUGCAGAGAGAUUUAGCAUGUGCUUCUUGGGAGGCGAGGUUAUUGAGUUUUAAGAUAAUCUUUUGCACGUUGUU